Dibothriocephalus latus is the source of this 351-nucleotide messenger RNA. NCBI's taxonomy places the organism in Eukaryota, Metazoa, Platyhelminthes, Cestoda, Diphyllobothriidea, Diphyllobothriidae. The record is from the annotation of a GenBank genome assembly.
GCACUCAAACGACAGGCUCUGCUGAGCGCCCAGUUAGACCGGGUACACCCCAACGACGUAGAUGGCAUGGUGCACGCUACGCACCGGGUUUGCUCCAUGAUCGACUGCCCACGCCUACUUGGCAGCGGCGGGGGUCCCUGCGCGUACUGCAAGCUGCUCCUCUGCCCACAACACCGACCGCCGUACUCAGGCCAUGACUGUAAACUGGCUCCACCACCGCCGCCUGAACCGGAGCCUGUAAACGGCAAAGUUAGCAUGGCCUGCGGCGAGAACUACGAAGAGCGUAGGCUGGCUCUGCGCUCACGCCUUCGGGAUAAGUUAAAAACGCUGGCCGACAAGCGGCAACGGUAG